AUAGAAGCUAUAUAUACAUAUACAUAUAUAUACAUAAUCUCGCCGGAAAAUUCAUGCCUAUAAUAUUUUACGUAUCAAACUUCGUAAAAACGAUAGAGGAGGGUCGUGAGAGGUCUAGGAAUACUUCCCAAUAAAUUCCAGACCGAUUCAUAGUCACCGGAGCAUCCUAGAGGUCGCCGGAGUUGCAAGCCGUGGAAACGGGUCUUCAGAAAAGACACGAUUUUGCCGUAGAUAGGGGUGGCGGAGCUUCUCCUCGACGUGAGGAUCAUUUUGCAACUUGAAUCGUCGAAAUCCGUUACCUAAGGAGAAUUCAAGUGAAGAUCAAGCUAGAGAUUUUAUUAAGGAGAUUAUCGCAAUUUAAGAUAUCAUGGCACCGAGAAGAGACCCUGAUAACACGCCCACCAAUGCUGAGUUGGCACAAAGCGUUCAACAACUGGCACAAUUCAUGCACACACUGGGUGCUACUGUGCUCCAGAACAACCAAAACCAGAACAACGGGAAUGAUGCCGCAAAACGAGUGGCAUCUCGCAACCCUCCAAGCUUUCAUGGGCAAGAAGAUCCUCGUAUCCUCGAGAAUUGGCUCCGACUCUUUGACAAACUCUUCGACGCAGUGAGCUGUCCGGAAGAGCAAAGGGUUGACAUUGCUGUUUACUAUUUACAGCAAGAGGCGGAUAACUGGUGGGUCUCAUCAGGCCCAACUUUACGUCAACAACCUGACUUCAAUUGGGAAGCUUUCAAGAUUGCCAUGAGGAAACGUUUUUAUCCUGCACACGUUCAGGCCACCAUGCGUGAUGAAUUCAUACAUUUGAAACAGAUGGGCAUGAGUGUCCAGGAAUAUCACAAUAAAUUCGUGGACCUCGCGCCAUUUGCGAAAACAAUAGUGCCUGAUGAAAGCACCAAAGUUGAGAAAUUUAUCUACGGAUUAAACUAUGAUACGCAGAAAAUCGUCGCUGUUUUGGGUUGCCAAACUCUGACUGAUGCUUAUGAUAGAGCUGCAGUUCACUAUCGAGUUCAGCAACUACAAAGAGAGAGGAACCAGAAGAUGAAGAGGGACGAAGAUGGAGGUCGAGGAGAAAAGAGGGUCAGAGUGCACCCACCUACACAGCAACAAGAAGGGAGGAGGAGGAGAGAUGACCAAGGUGGAAGAAAUUUCCACGGUCAAAACCAACAAAAUGAUCGAAGAGCUGCUCCCAGAGAUAGACACUUCUACUGCAAGAGGUGCGGGAGAGAUCAUCCCGGUGUUAACUGCGAUGGAAGCCUGACAAAAUGUUUCAAUUGUGGGAAGCUAGGGCACCGAACCUUCGAGUGUCUCUCAAAGACCAAUGGGGCACCAGUGAACCAGGUGCAAUACCGUGAUGGAGGAAGACCAGAUAUGAACCAAGCUGGGCCAAAUGGAGGACAAAAUAACAACAACAAUGCCGCCUCCGCCAACAACAACCGCAACCCUCGAGGAGGAGGGGAGAAUAAUCGUGGCAAUGGCAAUGGCGGGAACAAUGGCAAUGGUGGAAACAACGGCAACCGUCCGAACCAAGGGCGAAUCAUGGUGAUGAAUCAGGCCCAAGCCAAUGCUAAUGAUGUGGUUUCAGGUACAUUCCUUGUAAAUUCUGAGCCUGCUUAUGUUCUAUUCGAUUCUGGUGCUUCUCACAGUUUCAUAUCUUCUAAUUUCGUUAAGAAAUUGAAGAUUGAACCAACAGCUAGAAUAGACUUGAAUGUAAGAACCGCCUCAGAUAAAUUUGUAACUUGUGGAAAUGUAUACUCCAACAUUUCCAUACUCAUAUCUGAAUCCAACCUUCAUGGAGAUUUAAUCCAAUUUGACUUAAAAGAUAUAGACAUAGUACUGGGCAUGGAUUGGUUGGGGAAAUACAAAGCCAGGAUCCUCUGUGAUGAACAGAAGGUAAUCUUGAAGGGUCCAAAUGGGAAGCGAAUAUCUUACAAAGCAAUCACUUCCAAGCCUAGUAUGAAGCUGAUGACUAUGCAACAAUUAAAGCGACAUAUCCGAAAGGGGUAUGAAACCUACUUGUGCUUUAUGAAAGAGGUGAAUACAGGGGAACCAAACAUUGACCAAAUUGCCGUAGUCAAUGAAUUUCCGGAUGUAUUUCCGGAAGAGAUUCCAGGGAUGCCACCCGAGAGAGAAGUUGAAUUCUCAAUUGAGUUGAUGCCCGGAACCGCGCCAAUUUCAAAAGCACCUUACCGGAUGGCACCGAAAGAAAUGCAGGAGCUGAAGGAACAACUAGAGGAGUUGUUAGAAAAGGGGUACAUAAGACCGAGUGUCUCACCUUGGGGCGCUCCGGUCUUAUUUGUCAAAAAGAAAGAUGGGAGUCUAAGGCUAUGCAUCGAUUACCGAGAGUUGAAUCAAGCAACUAUCAAGAACAAGUAUCCAUUGCCCCGAAUUGACGACUUGUUUGAUCAAUUGAAGGGGGCUAGCACGUUCUCUAAGAUAGACUUGCGCUCUGGAUAUCAUCAAGUGAGAAUAUCCGAAAAAGAUGUACCAAAAACAGCAUUCCGCACGAGGUAUGGACACUACGAGUUCACUGUGAUGCCGUUUGGUUUAACAAAUGCACCGGCGGUAUUCAUGGACCUAAUGAACCGUGUAUUCCGACCUUAUCUUGAUACAUUUGUGGUGGUAUUCAUCGAUGAUAUUCUUGUGUAUUCAAAAACCCCGGAAGAUCACGAGAAACACUUGAGACUCACGUUACAAACUUUGAGAGAGAACCAGUUGUAUGCCAAACUCUCAAAGUGUGACUUCUGGCAGGAUCGGGUAGCGUUCCUGGGUCACAUCAUCACCCAGGAAGGCGUAUCCGUAGAUCCAUCGAAGAUUGAAGCGGUGGUUGAAUGGCGUGCACCUACCUCGGUCACAGAGGUAAGAAGUUUCUUGGGUCUAGCGGGAUACUAUAGGAGAUUUGUUAAAGAUUUCUCCAAGAUAGCAAGACCGCUAACCAAUCUGACAAAGAAGACAACCAAGUUCCAAUGGAAUGAAGAUUGUGAAGCAGCAUUCCAAGAGUUGAAGAAAAGACUCACAACUGCACCGGUCUUGACACUACCGUCAGGGACGGAGGGAUUUGAUAUUUAUAGUGAUGCAUCCAAAAAGGGGUUGGGGUGUGUGCUAAUGCAAAAUAGGAAAGUGGUGGCUUAUGCAUCAAGACAACUAAAGGUGCAUGAAGUCAAUUAUCCUACCCAUGACCUGGAGUUAGCUGCAGUAGUGUUUGCUUUGAAAAUCUGGAGACAUUACCUAUACGGAGCACAUUGUAAGAUAUACACUGACCACAAAAGCUUGAAGUACAUAUUCACUCAAAAAGAGCUUAACAUGAGGCAAAGAAGAUGGCUCGAGCUUAUCAAUGAUUACGAUCUAGAAAUCCAAUACCACGAGGGAAAAGCUAACGUGGUGGCGGAUGCUUUGAGCCGGAAAUCUGAGCACUCAUGCCGAGCAACAUGGAUAUUACCAGAAGAACUAUUCCGAGACUUCCAAGGAUUGAGCUUGGAAGUAAAGCAAUAUGGCGAAGUAGAUGGUGAAAUACAGUUAUGUACUAUGACUGUUAUACCAUCUAUCUUUGACGAAAUCAAGAACGGACAACCGGGAGAUGUAAAGCUCGAAAGAGUCAAGGAAGGAAUGAAAGAUGGCGUCAACGGACCAUUUAAGAUGCAUGAAGAUGGGAGCAUCCGAUACAAGGGAAGAUGGUGUGUUCCACUGAAGUGUGCAGAUAUUAAAAAACAAAUCAUGGAGGAGGGACACAACACGCCCUACUCGGUACAUCCCGGGGGAGACAAACUAUACAAAGACCUCAAGAAGAACUUUUGGUGGCCGGGAAUGAAGAAAGAAGUAGCUGAAUUUGUAUCCCGAUGUUUGAACUGCCAAAAAGUCAAAGCGGAGAGAUGCAAACCCAAGGGACUCGUGCAACCCUUGGAAGUACCAACAUGGAAAUGGGAUUCAAUCUCAAUGGACUUUGUCGGGGGUUUACCUUUAACAAAGUCCGGGAAAGAUAAAAUUUGGGUGGUAGUGGAUAGAUUGACCAAAACUGCAAGGUUCAUUCCUAUGAAUGAAACCUGGAGCAUGGAGAAACUGGCUAAAGCCUAUGUCAAACACGUGGUCAAACACCACGGAGUACCUCAAGACAUCGUAUCGGACCGAGAUUCACGAUUCUUAUCCCAAUUUUGGAAAGAAUUACAAACGGCUAUGGGAACAAAAUUGAAGUUAAGUACUGCUUUCCAUCCAACCACGGACGGACAGACCGAAAGAACAAUCCAAACAUUAGAAGACAUGUUGAGGGCAUGUGUUCUUGAUUUGCAAGGAUCAUGGGAUGAACACCUAGACUUAGUAGAGUUUUCGUACAAUAACAGUUACCAUGCUAGCAUCGGAAUGGCCCCAUACGAAGCUCUAUAUGGUCAAAAGUGUAGGAGUCCCUUAUGUUGGGGUGACAUGGUCGAUCAGGUGGUUCUAGGACCACAAUACUUGCAAGAUACUAUUGAGAAAAUCAAGGUCAUCCAAGAAAGGAUGAAGGCUGCCCAAGACCGACAGAAAUCAUAUGCCGAUCUUGGGAGAAAACCAGCUGAAUUCGAAUUAGGGGAGAAAGUUCUACUCAAAGUCUCUCCUACAAGAGGCGUAAUGAGGUUCGGGAAGAAAGGGAAACUAAGUCCGAGAUUCAUCGGACCCUAUGACAUCCUAGAGAAGGUGGGAAAAGUGGCAUAUCGAUUAGCUCUACCCACGGAGUUGGAUAAGGUACAUAACGUCUUUCACGUAUCACAAUUAAAGAAGUAUGUUCGAGAUGAGUCACAUAUCAUCAAUCCGGAGGUGAUUGAAAUGGAUGAGACAUUAUCCUACGAAGAAAAACCCAUAGAGAUUCUCGAUACUAAGACCCGAGAGACAAGGAAGAAGACAGUUAAGAUGGUAAAAGUACUUUGGUCAAACCAUUUGACCGAGAAUGCAACAUGGGAAACCGAAGAGGAUAUGCGUAAACGGUAUCCUGAACUUUUCAAUUAAGGUAAAUAUUCGGUUACGAGGACGUAACCUUUCUUUUAGGGGGGCAGGUUGUAAUAUCUUAUAAACCUAUAAUACUUCAUCUUCAUACUUAAUUCUCGUCUUAGUUUAUGCUUCGAGGACGAAGCAUUCUUUAAGGAGGGUAGAAUGUGAUACCUUGAAAAUUUGAAAUAAAAAUAAAUAAAUAAAUCAGAUAAGUUAUAUCUGAUAAAUCAAAUGAAAGUAAGAUCAAAAUAUUUUUUUUAUUAUACUUGGUGUAUAAAAAUAUACGCACACUACAUGCAAUAGAAUUAAACACUUAUGUAGCAUCGGAAAAAUAAAAUAAAAAAUAAAAUAAAAAUAAAAUGGAAAUAAAUCAGAUAAAAUAUAGGUGACAGAAUGAAUAAAUAAAUAAAUAAAUAAAUAAAUAAAUAAAUAAAAAUAGUAAGCAUAUUAUAAAUUACUAAUAAUAGCAUCAAAUUAAUAAAUGAAAAUAUCAUAUCAUAAAACAAUGACACAUGCUAAGAUCACCUACCAAAUAAUGUAUAUACAUUAUGUACAUAUAUUUAAAUAUAUAUAUUUAUAUGUAGAACUCAAAAUACAUUUAAGUAAUUAAAAAUAAUAAUAAUAAAAUAAAAUAAAAUGAAACAUCAAUAUAAAUGGGAAUCAAAUCAGGGAUCAAUACACAUGCCAUGUUCAUCAACUACCAACCUAUCAUUAUGUAUAGACAUUAUUAUUUUUAUUAUUAUUAUUAUUAUUAUUAUUAUUAUUCAUACAAUUAUCAAAUAAAUAAAAUAAACCAUAAGGACCAUCUAGACCUAUAAAUACACCCUCUUAGCCAUCCUAAACACUGCAAAUCGGAGAGAUAGAAGCUAUAUAUACAUAUACAUAUAUAUACAUAAUCUCGCCGGAAAAUUCAUGCCUAUAAUAUUUUACGUAUCAAACUUCGUAAAAACGAUAGAGGAGGGUCGUGAGAGGUCUAGGAAUACUUCCCAAUAAAUUCCAGACCGAUUCAUAGUCACCGGAGCAUCCUAGAGGUCGCCGGAGUUGCAAGCCGUGGAAACGGGUCUUCAGAAAAGACACGAUUUUGCCGUAGAUAGGGGUGGCGGAGCUUCUCCUCGACGUGAGGAUCAUUUUGCAACUUGAAUCGUCGAAAUCCGUUACCUAAGGAGAAUUCAAGUGAAGAUCAAGCUAGAGAUUUUAUUAAGGAGAUUAUCGCAAUUUAAGAUGAUUAUGAUUAUGAAGAUUGAUGUACUUGCUGCCCGAGUGUUCCGCUAGUUGCACACGUUUGAUUAAUUAUUGUUGUUUAAAUUUGUAAUCCAUAAACUUUGUUUAAGUUUUAUCUGAUGACUACUUGAAUUAAUGGUGGAUAGCCUGUGCACUCAAUCAUGUAUAGGUUGAGUGUGGCGGUGACACACCUGUUUUUCCAUCAAAGACUUCCACUGUACUCUAAAUAUGUUUUAUAAUAAAGAUGUUUUCAUUUCAAAAUGUUAUUUUAUUUUGGUGGGAAAAAUGGGGGUGUUACAGUGACAUCUAUUAAAUGUAAGAUGUUGGAGUCUCAAAAUUGUG
Cuscuta epithymum is the source of this 6520-nucleotide messenger RNA. NCBI's taxonomy places the organism in Eukaryota, Viridiplantae, Streptophyta, Magnoliopsida, Solanales, Convolvulaceae. The record is from the annotation of a GenBank genome assembly.